CAAGCGGCUGCGAUCAAAAAUCAUGUCGAACACUGCAAGGCUCAAAGAAAACUUAGAAGACUCAGAGCUAUGGGAUUCUAUCAGCAAUUUGUCGCCUUACAAGACCAUGUUGCGGCUGCUAUUUUGCAUUGGUGUCUCAGCUCUACUUCGAAUCGAGUAUCUGAUAGCAGCCGCGGUCGUCGCACGUUUUGCUCCGGACUGGACGCAGAACAAAGCCCGUAUAUUCACUGUUCGUGUUGUCUCAUUCACUCAUGCAACGAUCUCAUCAUUGGGAUGCUUAUGCAGCUUGCUGUUGGAUCCCAAUUACUUCAAAGAGCCUUAUGAUUACAGUACGAACUCAGCACAAUACGUAUUCCUCUUUUCCAUGGGAUAUUUCAUCUAUGAUCUCAUUGAUAUGUACAUCCAUGGUGAGGCACCAAACUCAAAAGAGUAUUUUAUUCAUCACUCACUUGUAAUAACAGCGUUCACAAUCAUUCUCCUCACGGGUAAAUUGUUUGGAUUUGCGAUGAUUGGAUUGCUCGUUGAGGUGCAGACAAUUUUCCUUCAUCUACGUACGAUGGUACGUCUGGCUGGAUGCUCAAAACGAGGAACUGUAGCAUACAAUGCUUUAAUCAAUGCUAACAUGAUCUGCAUGUUCCUCUUCAGGCACAUCCCUGUGACUUAUCUCCUAUAUGUUAUGCUUGUACAAGACUACAAGACACCUUUCAUUCUGCGCACCAUGCUAACUGGAGGGCUAGGAUUUCUAACAUACCACAACACUCAUCUGACGGCAUCUAUGAUCAAAGCCGAUGGUUUCUUCGGAUACGAAAUGCAAACACUAGAUGAAGACAGUGUUGACCCGCUGGGAUCUGUAAAGGUCAAAAAGGAAAAUAAAUAGUGCGGAAUUAGUCUGACUCCAAAGCAGCGCUGUUCUCCCUUCUAUCACUCUUAUAAUCUCAUAUUUUGAAUCAUUUUGGGGCUUGCUUUAUUUAGGCUCUUUCUUAGAAUCUGUAACUUAUGUCUUUUUCUUUCUGGUUAAGUUCCUUGGCCCAAUGUAGAGUUUUACCUAGAGCUGAUGAUUGCGUGUUUUCUUUACUGAGCACACGGUAAAGGAGUCACUAGUUCCCACUAGCGGCCACUAACUCGCUCAUGCGGUGCUGAAC
Messenger RNA from Cylicocyclus nassatus, 1142 nucleotides. Lineage: Eukaryota; Metazoa; Nematoda; Chromadorea; Rhabditida; Strongylidae. The record is from the annotation of a GenBank genome assembly.